Molecule: messenger RNA, 324 nt
Organism: Caenorhabditis remanei
Lineage: Eukaryota; Metazoa; Nematoda; Chromadorea; Rhabditida; Rhabditidae
Exons: 4
Coding region: 1-324 (107 amino acids)
Source: RefSeq, a predicted model, not a curated record
AUGGGUUCCAGCCUCGUUAUGACUGCCCAAACGUUCCAAAGUUCGAGAAAUGGAACAUGGCUACGGUCAACCAACUCAUCAGCCAACUACACUCCUCAAACCGUCAACAACACGAAGGAUAUCGGAAUGUGGAUGAUAGAUGAUGUUGAAACGCAAGCAACACCAUCGUCAAGUCAGAAUCGCCGUCCCAGUACUUCUGCUAAAAGGUGGAAAGUGUCAUGGAGCUGGUUGAAAACGCGGCGGAUCAUUGUGAAAUAUAUUCCCCUCAAAACAGUUAAGGAAUCAAUUCUCUCGAUUGAUCAAAGACAAGCGGAGAAGAAUUGA